AUGUCCCCGAGACCAGAAGAUACGCUCGGUAAUCUCGACCUCUAUCCCGCGAGCUACUUCGUGCCCAUCCGCCACGGCGGCCAACGCCCGGUCAAAGUCGCAGGCUACACCCUCAGAGCGCUCGCCGAAACCUGCCGCAGCGAAGAGAGAUACAAUGCCGCCCGUGAAUCUCUCAUGAGCAUCAUCCACAUUUUCCACGAAGAGAUUGAGUUGCUCCGAAUUGGCGGGUCGCCUGCUACUAAGCCAGCUGAGCAAGGCUAUCUCAACGGCUGGGAAGAUGCCUUGUCAACCGUCAUCGGCGUUCUAAACUAUUGCAUCGUCAAGCCGGUGUCUCAGUCUUCCCCUAACGCUCGCCCCGAGACGCCGCAACAGCUUGAUCGCCCUUUGCAUUCUCUCAGGGUGAAGAAGUUGGCAGAGAUGUACGCAUGCCGUCCGCUUCUGAGUCUGGAAAGCCUAGAACAGGCUCCCGAUGAUGUCAAAGGCAAGAGACCGGCGACACCUGAUGGAAUUGAUAUUCGCCAGGGAGAAGGUGCCGCCCGCUGGCUGGAGUUCGUCGCCGGCGACGAGUAUCGUCUCCCAAAGAAGAACUCAUCUCUGGAUAUCCCCUCCACCGAAACUAACGGCUCGGGCGUCAGCACGCCCUCAACGACAAGCAGCGGCUCCUCGGCCCAGAACCUCCUCUCGUUCCCAUCCAGCCAGGAUACCGAGAGAUUCGCCAUGGCCGAAGAGAACCAACUGAUCCCCGAUGCUUCGGAACUCAUCCGCGGCAUCGACACCAUCCAGAUCCUGCUUCACUACGAGCGACAAUGCCGCAUCUCGGAGCGCAGAAUCGCAGCGGAGCUGAUCAAGUCGAGCGUCCUCCGCCGGGCCAUCUUUCAAGACCGUAUCGGCCGCGUGCACACGUCCGAGGGUGCGAAUGGCAGUCGCAAGAAAGGUGUUGAGGAUAGCAUCAACGAUCCGUUCUUUGGUCAGACGAUGUACGAGAAGGCUGUGGGACAGGUGAAGUCGCUUUUCCGACGUUGGGGUGGUACAGCCUGGCAAGAUGAUACAGAGACGGAGGCAGACACGGAGACUGAUACCGAUACUGACCUCAAGGAAGCAAGUACGCAAGCUGUUGAAGAGCGCGCUGGCUCGAUUAGUGAGAGUCUCGUGGGAGAGUACGGCUAUGUCGAGUCCAGCCUUGCAUGCCUCAACCCGGAUUCAGAUCUCUCGUUUCCAAUGGUGCCGGACCCUUCGUACCAGCUGGGAUACCAGGGAACAGAAGCUUGUGUGCCACAUGUACAAGCCCCCAUAUACCAAAGCUUGUUCAUGAGAUCGCCGUACUUGACGCCAAAGUCUGGAAGCUCAUGUGAUACAUCUAACCUUCUCUCAUCAUCCGAAUACCGCCCGCUGCCUAGUCAAUCGUAUCUCAUGGUAGAAGCAAACAGCUCCAAGGACGCCUGGGAUCUACUCUCAUCCUCACAAGACUCGCUGGCGAACAUUGAGCAGAUCUCGGAGAAGCCAGUCAUAGGGCACCACUCGCGGCCUCGCGGUCUCAAGGAACGUCAGCAGAGCCAGAUUGUCCUGCAAGUUCCACACUUCCUCAACCUCCUUCCGAACCCUGGACUGUCGUGUGUCAAUGUAAGGGAUGUCAGGAACGGGCUUCUCGCGAUCAGGUUUGAACGAUGGUCAUGCUGA
Messenger RNA from Colletotrichum lupini, 1677 nucleotides. RefSeq lists its product as uncharacterized. The record is from RefSeq and is a predicted model, not a curated record. Lineage: Eukaryota; Fungi; Ascomycota; Sordariomycetes; Glomerellales; Glomerellaceae. The transcript is spliced from 2 exons. Bases 1 to 1677 code for a protein of 558 amino acids.